AUGCUACGACUCCAUGGCAUCAAAGCUCGCAUGGUGGGGUCGCGAAAAGAUAGACUUAUGCCAGAUAAUGACCACGAGGGCUGGCGUGGCUUGAGAAUUGACCAGAUCGAGGGAAAGGCUCGAAAAUCCGUGGAAGUCUUGUCCCCAAAUGUCUUCCUGGUUAACGCUGGCUCCAAUGAUUGUCUCCAGGCCUUCAAUAUUCCGGAGGCUGGUAACCGCAUGGGUGGUAUGCUCGAUUAUCUGUGGCUGGCUUCCUCUCAGUCUACCAUCCUCCUUUCUACGUUGCUUCCCAAUGCGGACAAAGAGGUGAACUCGAGGGUGAUCCGCCUCAACGACCAGUUCCGUGCUCUAGCCCACCAGAAGGGGACUGAACAGAGAAAGAUCGUUCUGGUGGACAUGGCCACAUCAGAUGGACCGGACGUUGAGGGAUUUGCCGAUGGAAUACACCCCAAUGACGAGGGGUACCACAAGAUGACAAGAUUGUGGUUCUGUGGUAUACAGAAAGCCCUCCAAAAAGGGUUCAUUGAUGGUUCAAAAAACAUAUUGUGA
This is a messenger RNA of Penicillium hordei, 549 nucleotides long. RefSeq names its product SGNH/GDSL hydrolase family protein. The record is from RefSeq and is a predicted model, not a curated record. Gene Ontology annotation, molecular function: phosphatidylcholine lysophospholipase A1 activity. The transcript has a single exon. NCBI's taxonomy places the organism in Eukaryota, Fungi, Ascomycota, Eurotiomycetes, Eurotiales, Aspergillaceae. Bases 1 to 549 code for a protein of 182 amino acids.